Molecule: messenger RNA, 1073 nt
Organism: Rubroshorea leprosula
Lineage: Eukaryota; Viridiplantae; Streptophyta; Magnoliopsida; Malvales; Dipterocarpaceae
Source: the annotation of a GenBank genome assembly
UAAAAAGAAAAUGCUUACUUUCAUUCGCGAUAUCAGCCUCAAAUACAAAUGCAGUACAUCAACACAAAGAAAUUAAAACAACCAUGGCGAAAAUUUUGGAAGAAAACAGCUCAGGAUCGGAGGGAGGGAUCCCACCCACGGGAUCAAGCUCCAACCUUUCCUUCACCACCCUCCCCCAAAACUUCCUCUGAUCAGAAAGUUUACCUAAGACAACAAAACCCAAGGAAAUGCACAGUCUCCUCCGGUGAUCUCCUUUCUCUUGCUCUCACCUCCGGUAAUCCCAAACUCAGACCAAAAAGAACAAUCGAAUCAAGAGAACCCUCUUCUCUUUACCGGUCCUUCCUAUUUAUACCCCCUCAAACAAAACCCUAACUCCCCCCUUUCACUCCUCAUCCAAACCCUUCAAUUUUCCUUCUUUUUCCUUCCACCGUUGAUCGGGUGAGGCCAAAACUGGCCCUGCAGAACAGCUAAGAAAGCUGGAAUGUGAUGUCAUUCUGCAGCAAGGCAAUGACAUGGUGCGGAUAUGUCUCAUGCUCGGUUGGCUGCAGAGACAAAGGCGCAGCAGCAGGGUCAACGCAGCAGGGGGCGCAGAGCAAGGAAAUCUGGGCGUGAUCCAGGCGCAGGCUCGGUGCAGCAGGGGCGCAGAGGCGCAAAGGGGAAAGUGCAGGAGUUGGGCGCGGAGUGCAGGAGCAGAAGCGUGCAGGCGCAGCAAGCAGGGUAUCUGGGGCAAGGAUGCAUGGGCGCAGGGCGCAGGGCGCGGGCUGGUUUGGGAAAAAAAACAAAUUGAUGGGGAAAGAGAAGGUUCCAGACACCUUUUUUUUUUUUUUUUGGGUUUGGUAUUUGGGUUUGGAUAAUUUAGUGGGUUUUGGUUGGGUUUGGGUCUUGGUUUAAAUUUGCUGGUGGGCUCAAUAAUGGGGUUUGGGCUAGAUUGUGGGUUUUGGUAAUUUUUCAUCCUCAGCCUUUCAAUUUCUUCGAUUGAGUCCUCUUUCUUGAGUUUCUUUUCCAAUUUCUUCUUAAAUUUAUUUUUGCAUGUAGUCCCUGAACAAAAAUAAAAAUAUAGAUAGCUUAGUUAA